Messenger RNA from Bipolaris sorokiniana ND90Pr, 414 nucleotides. RefSeq lists its product as uncharacterized. Bases 1 to 414 code for a protein of 137 amino acids. Lineage: Eukaryota; Fungi; Ascomycota; Dothideomycetes; Pleosporales; Pleosporaceae. The record is from RefSeq and is a predicted model, not a curated record. The transcript has 5 exons.
AUGAAGACCCCUUUGAUUGUCCUUGCUUCUGGGCUGCUUACUGCACCCCCGCUCGGCUGUCAGAACGUCACGGCAUAUAACUGUGCCUGCAACCCCUUCACCUUCAACGGGUGCUUCAAGGAUCCCAAGAAGAAGGUCCUCCUCGCUGAUCAUCUCGCUUUCCUUGAGCGCGACCGGGACAACAGGCAUGAGAACUGUAGAGGACGUUGGGUUAGGCUGAAACAUGAGGCGGUUAAAAUGAUCGACGGGACUGGCUUUGGUGUAUGUUCGGGACAGGCCAGGUCGAUCACAAGCACGUGGCGAGAGUCCACUUCCGCCGAUGUACUACCUGGUUUCGCUGUCACUAUUGGCUCGUCGCAAAGUCAGGGGCCCGUAUACUACAUCUACGCUCCACUCUUAGGCAGAGGCUACUAG